This is a messenger RNA of Mucor velutinosus, 891 nucleotides long. RefSeq names its product Ark- serine/threonine protein kinase (gene AKL1). The transcript is spliced from 4 exons. The record is from RefSeq and is a predicted model, not a curated record. Bases 1 to 891 code for a protein of 296 amino acids. Lineage: Eukaryota; Fungi; Mucoromycota; Mucoromycetes; Mucorales; Mucoraceae.
AUGGACUGUGGCAAUGAAUCGCGCUCCUGGGAGAAGAAGCACAACAGCAUGAACUUUGAGUUAUACAAAAAGUUGAAGGAUGCUAGAAGUGAUUACGAUGAAUUGUGCAUGAAAGUGUCAAGCUUGAAGUCAUCGAUAAAGCAAAUGUCCAGUGAGAUGUACAUUUUGAACAAAAGGAUCCACGGUCAACAAGUACAUCAAGCUGCUGCUGAUGCCAUACCAAAGUCAUUGGCUGUUGACAGUAACACUAUCGUUCAAGGCACUGACCCUGAUGUGGUGACCACCGCCAGUAGUGGAGAAACACUCGUCAAGUAUGAAAUGACAGCCAACAAAGUCGACAAUGCUGUCCUCUCCAAUAGGCGAAAGAAGAGGAGGAAGUCAUCAGUCAAGAAGCUACAGAAAGGAAGGGCAGCUGGACGAAUCCGCUUGAAGAGACUUCACCAACAUUUGGUAGCCAGUGAAGCCAGAUCUGCUGCAACCAUGUCCAUCUUCAACAAGCCAAAGAGGGUUUCCUUCAUAGGAAACUGGCGUCGCAAUACUCAGUACCUCCGUGGCCACAGCACUCGAAGUAUGAAGCCGUACAUGUCAACGCUGUCCACAAGAAGCACAGUCAGAUUGGUAGACGAAUACAAUUCUACUGCUCAUGUUUCAAGGAGACAUAGAAACAGCUGGCUGGCUAAACAAACUACCAUGAAUCGUGAUAAGCAAGGAGCGAGUAACAUUGCCCUCAUUGGUUUUUCGGCACUGGCCUCACUUAACAACAAGGCGUUGCCUCCUUUCAGUCGAGUCCAAAAUCCUGAUAAGCACGUCUUAUCCCCCACUUAUUCACGUCUUUGCACGCCAGACUGGCAAUGUGAGGACACCCGCUUAGUCGGUGAAUUAUUGCAAUAA